UACUUUGAGUUAUUAUGGUGAUUUUUUUCCGGUUCAAUCUGGCUGUUCUAGCGUAAGUGGAUAAGGAGUUUUGUGACAUGAAAACAAACACUGGCUUCAAAGCCCCCCUCCCCUCUAAAUAGCGUCAAGACCUCUUCGUUAUCUGACAUCUUCAUACCCGACUUGUUGUGUCGACGUGGCUUCAUACCUGGCGCCAUUCCGUCCGUCGGUGCCCGCAACAACUACGCACGACCGACGGAAUACAGCCGAAAAUGGGAGGGCAGGUUUCGCGAACCGAUUUCGAGUGGGUGUACACUGACGAGCCCCAUGCAACAAGAAGAAAGGAGAUCUUGGCCAAGCACCCAGAGAUAAAGGAACUGUUCGGCCAUGACCCUACGAUAGUAUACAAGGUGGUCUUCAUGAUCGCCUUACAGCUGAUAGCCUGCUACUUCGUACAGGAUGUAUCCUUGCCAAUGAUAAUCCUAUUGGCGUACUGUUUCGGUGGCGUCAUCAACGCCUCCAUGAUGACGGCUAUCCACGAGAUUUCACACAACCUGGCCUUCGGACACUCCCGGCCGCUUCACAACCGUAUCCUCGGGAUUGUGGGAAACGUCAUCAUUGCCGUACCCGUUUCCAUCACCUUCAAGAAGUAUCAUCUAGAGCAUCACAAGUACCAGGGACAUGAAAAGGUGGAUGUCGAUCUGCCAUUAAAGAUGGAGGGGGUUCUCUUCCGCACCAGCUUUACCAAGUUCAUCUGGCUCUUCCUGCAGCCAUUCUUCUAUGGCCUCCGCCCACUUUUCAUGCGACCAAAGCCUGUCUCCGGGCUGGAGAUCAUCAACACCACUGUACAAAUAACCUUUGAUGUGGCCAUUUGGUACUUCUUUGGAGUUAAUUCCCUAGCAUACCUGAUAAUCGGCAGCCUGCUCGCUUCUGGAGUCCAUCCCAUGGCAGGGCAUUUCAUCUCAGAUCACUACAUGUUCAAGAAAGGCUACGAGACGUAUUCCUACUACGGUCCACUGAACGCAAUCACCUUCAACGCUGGGUAUCACAACGAGCACCAUGACUUCCCCAACAUUCCUGGGUGUAGACUUCCUAAGGUACGUGAGAUCGCCCCCGAGUUCUAUGAAAACCUUCCUCACCACACAUCGUGGAUCCGCGUCCUGUACGACUUCGUCACGGACCCGAACAUCGGACCGUACGCCCGCGUCAAGCGCCGGGGGAAACCGUUCCCCACCAACCCUGCCGAGCUAGAUGGAGAUGGUGAUACCAAGGCAGACUGAAGUUCAUGCGAG
Molecule: messenger RNA, 1271 nt
Organism: Branchiostoma floridae (Florida lancelet)
Lineage: Eukaryota; Metazoa; Chordata; Leptocardii; Amphioxiformes; Branchiostomatidae
Product: sphingolipid delta(4)-desaturase DES1-like
Exons: 6
Coding region: 252-1259 (335 amino acids)
Biological process (GO): ceramide biosynthetic process
Cellular component (GO): membrane
Molecular function (GO): sphingolipid delta-4 desaturase activity
Source: RefSeq, a predicted model, not a curated record